AGUGCGAGGAAUUCAGACUCUAAUCUCGCACAACAAACCGAAAUGAUUUUGGAGGCUCUACUGUGUGUUAUUUUUGUGGUUUUUCUUUUUGGCAAAUUAUGGAAAAUUGUGGACCGUCAAUACUUUAUCUUGAGUCUGUGUAAGAGAAUCCACACAGUAGAUGGCAGUCCGCUGGAAAGCAAGAUUUUUGUAACGCCAACAAAAACUCGAUUUGGCAACAACUUUGACCUGUUGAGCUUUACGCCUGCCACUGUAUUUAACUUUCUGAGGAAUGCAACUGCUAAGGCUGAGGGGCGGAAUUAUUUGUGGUAUUUCUUCAACGCACCCAUGUACAAUGUUGUACGAGCAGAGGAAGCUGAAGAGAUAUUCCAAAAUCCCAAACUAAUCACCAAGAAUAUGAUCUAUGAGCUGCUGAGGCCGUUUUUGGGCGAAGGAUUGCUUAUCAGCACAGAUAAAAAAUGGCACACCAGGCGCAAGACUCUAACUCCUGCCUUCCAUUUCAAUGUCCUGCAGUCUUUCCUGGCCAUAUUCAAAGAAGAGUGUCACAAGCUUGUAAAAGUUCUGAAUCAGAGUGUGGAUAAAGAAUUGGAGCUCAAUCAGGUUAUUCCACAGUUUACGCUAAAUAAUGUUUGCGAGACCGCCUUGGGUGUAAAAUUGGAUGACAUGGCCGAUGGCUUCCGAUAUCGCGAAUCCAUACACGCCAUCGAAGAGGUCAUGCAGCAACGAAUAUGCAAUCCCCUUCUCUACAACCUCGUCUACUUCUACCUCUUUGGGGACUAUAGAAAGCAUGUGGAUAACCUUAAGAUAGCCCACGACUUUUCCAGUCGCAUCAUAGAGAAAAAGAGAGGACUUUUCAAAAGCAAGCAAAUCGGUCAAGUGCAUGAAGAUGUCCUAGGCAAGAAGCAGCGGUAUGCCAUGCUGGACACCUUGUUAGCCGCGGAGGCAGAGGGUAAAAUCGAUCAUCAGGGUAUCUGCGAUGAGGUCAACACCUUCAUGUUCGAGGGUUACGACACCACUUCCACUUGUCUUAUUUUCACCUUCCUCAUGCUGGCCCUGCACCAGGAUGUCCAACAGCGAUGCUACGAGGAGCUGGAGAAUCUGCCCGAGGAUAGUGAUGAGAUCUCGCUGUUCCAAUUCAACGAAAUCGUCUUCUUGGAAUGUGUGAUCAAGGAAUCCCUUAGGAUGUUCCCCUCGGUGCCUCUUAUCGGGCGCAAAUGCAUGGAAGAGUGUGUGGUCAAUGGUUUGAUUAUGCCCAAGGAUACCCAAAUCAACUUGCAAAUCUACGACAUAAUGAGGGAUCCUCGGCACUUUACGAAACCGAAUGACUUCCAACCGGAGCGUUUUCUGCCGGAAAACACAGUAAAUCGUCAUCCCUUCGCAUUUGUGCCUUUUAGUGCCGGUCAAAGGAAUUGCAUUGGACAAAAGUUUGCUAUCCUAGAGAUGAAGGUCCUACUGGCAGCCGUUAUUAGGAACUUUAAGAUUCUACCAGUCACAAUUCUGGAGGACCUGACCUUUGAAACUGGAAUAGUUCUGCGAACGCAUCAGAAUGUCAAGGUGAAGUUGUUAAGAAGGGAAAGCAAAUAAUGGUGGUAAAUUCCAAAUAAAAUUGUUAAAUUGACCAAAUGUACCAAAUAUAUCCAAUUUUCAGGGAA
This is a messenger RNA of Drosophila kikkawai, 1652 nucleotides long. Its product is annotated as probable cytochrome P450 4ac2. The record is from RefSeq and is a predicted model, not a curated record. Gene Ontology annotation, molecular function: heme binding; iron ion binding; oxidoreductase activity, acting on paired donors, with incorporation or reduction of molecular oxygen. Lineage: Eukaryota; Metazoa; Arthropoda; Insecta; Diptera; Drosophilidae.